Molecule: messenger RNA, 948 nt
Organism: Sturnus vulgaris (Common starling)
Lineage: Eukaryota; Metazoa; Chordata; Aves; Passeriformes; Sturnidae
Gene: FRZB
Product: frizzled related protein
Biological process (GO): non-canonical Wnt signaling pathway; canonical Wnt signaling pathway
Cellular component (GO): cytoplasm
Molecular function (GO): Wnt-protein binding
Source: RefSeq, a predicted model, not a curated record
AUGUGGCGGGCCCUGCCGCUGCCGGUGCCCGUGCUGGCCCUGGCCGGGCUGCUGCUGCUGCUGGGGCGGCCGCCGCCGGGGCAGGGGGCGGCCUGCGAGCCCGUGCGCAUCCCGCUCUGCAAGCCGCUGCCCUGGAACAUGACCAAGAUGCCGAACCACCUGCACCACAGCACGCAGGCCAACGCCGUGCUGGCCAUGGAGCAGUUCGAGGGGCUGCUGGGCACCAACUGCAGCCCCGACCUGCUCUUCUUCCUGUGCGCCAUGUACGCGCCCAUCUGCACCAUCGACUUCCAGCACGAGCCCAUCAAGCCCUGCAAGUCCGUGUGCGAGCGCGCCCGCGCCGGCUGCGAGCCCGUGCUGGUCCGCUACAGCCACGCCUGGCCCGACAGCCUGGCCUGCGACGAGCUGCCCGUGUACGACCGCGGCGUGUGCAUCUCCCCGGAGGCCAUCGUCACCGCCGAGGGCGCGGAUUUCCCUAUGGAUUCUAAUAAUGGCAACUGCAGAGGUGCUGGCAUUGACCGCUGCAAGUGCAAGCCUGUAAAAGCCACGCAGAAGACUUACCUACGCAACAACUACAACUACGUCAUUCGGGCUAAAGUGAAGGAGGUGAAGACUAAAUGUCACGAUGUCACUGCGGUAGUGGAAGUAAAGGAGAUCCUGAAAUCUUCCCUAGUGAACAUUCCAAAGGACACUGUAAACCUUCACACGAAUUCUGGCUGCCUGUGCCCACUGCUCAGUGCCAAUGAAGAAUACAUCAUCAUGGGCUACGAGGACAAGGAGCGCUCCAGGUUACUCUUGGUGGAAGGCUCCAUAGCUGAGAAGUGGAAGGAACGUCUUGGUAAAAAAAUAAAGCGCUGGGACCAGAAGCUGCGGCACGUGGGCAAGGGGAAGGGCGAGGCCGGCGAGGCGGCGGCGAGGGCUGGGGGUGCCCGGCAGGUGCGCACCUAG